AUGUGUGAUGAACAGGCUGCCUUAGGAACAAGUAUCAUAUUCAUGCAAUUAGAAUGCACCAGAAACUUGUGCCCUCCUAGUGUAUGGUAUGGUAGGCGCUUUGUUUUCGUAGAGAGAGAUAGAGGGGUGGAGCCGGCGGGGCGGGGUCACGCCGCGCAGGCGCCGACGGUGGCCGCGGCGGCCGACGGCGGAGGAGGGGUGACGCCGUUCGGUUCGUUCGUACCUACUUUACUUGUUUCAAGUUAUCUCUCGUUUGCGCAUCUAAUUGUAAGAUUAAAAACAAUAAGAAAAAAAGCGUUGGAAAGAAGAAACAAAGAAGAAAAGCUUGUCAAACAAACAGCAAAAAUUGAUAGUUUUUUGAAAAAGAACAAUGACGAAGUGUCAAGUUCUACAAGGUUGAAUGACCUAGCAGAGAUCGAGGCGAAAGAGAUUACGGUGGAAGGGAAAAAUAAACCCAAUGACAAUAUAAAAGCAUCCGAUUUGACUACGCCAGAUCAAGUCGCUUCUAAUAGUACUAAUAUUAUUAAGAAAUCUAACCCUACUGCUACCGUGGCUUCCUGCUCAGCAUCUUGCAAUCCCGCAUGUGAUUUAAUUUCAACUAGUCUGCCUGCACCUUUGCAUGAAGAUUCUGCUAUGGUCGAUAAACAAAGUGAACUAAAAUCUUCAGCAGUCGAAAGUGAUCCAGCUCUGUGGGUUGUAACUGAAGAUUUAAUAGAUCAUUUUUCAAGAAAUGGAUUUGAACAAAAUAUUGAAGGCGAAGAUUUUUCCAAAUCCAAGCGAAGAUCCGAGGAUCAAUAUCGCUUCUUGAACAUAAAAAUAUUUAAAACUAGACUCAUAAACGGAGAGAAAGUUUGUCGUAAUUAUUUAAUAUAUUCAAAAUCGAAGGAUUCCAUAUUUUGUGGACCAUGUCGUCUUUUCGAAAGUGAACAUGGAGGUCAACUUACUUCUGAAUUAGGUUUUUCUGAUUGGAAACAUGCUCACGAGAGACUUAAGGUUCAUGAGUCUAGUUUGGGGCAUAAAAACUGUUUGCUAAAAAUGAAAAAUCGGGGACAAGUAGAGACCCGGGUUGAUUCUCAAUUAUAUAUACAAUUAGAAGAUGAAAAAAAGUAUUGGCGUAACGUAUCACUUCGAGUAGUUGUAGCUGUGAAACAUCUAGCUACGCGUGGACUUCCUUUUCGUGGAAAGACAGAUAAAUUUGGAUCCACAAAUAAUGGAAACUUUCUGAUGAUGUUGGAAGCUAUUUCAGAGUUUGAUCCAUUUCUUGCCAAACAUAUUGAGCAUUUUGGCAACCCAGGAAAGGGCAGCACCUCUUACUUAUCAUUUGCAACAUAUGAAAAAAUUAUUGAAAUUAUGGUUCACAAAGUUACCGAAACCAUAAUUGAGCAACUUCAAAAAGCCAAAUACUUUUCUUUUAGUGUUGAUUCUACUCCGGACAUAAACCAUGAAGAUCAACUUUCUUUAAUUGUGCGAUUUGUUCAAGAUAAUGCAGAACCAGUUGAACGUUUCCUUUGCUUUCUGCCAAAUACUGGUCACAAAGCAGAAGACAUGUUGCAAGCCAUUUUGAAGACUUUUGACAAACUGAAUAUCGAUAUUGCCAAUUAUAGAGGUCAGUCUUAUGAUAAUGCAAGCAACAUGUCGGGGCAGUAUAACGGCCUGCAGGCAAAGAUUAAAAAAAAUGCCAAUAUGCAACAUAUAUACCUUGCGCCGCACAUUCCUUAA
Diatraea saccharalis (sugarcane borer) is the source of this 1719-nucleotide messenger RNA. NCBI's taxonomy places the organism in Eukaryota, Metazoa, Arthropoda, Insecta, Lepidoptera, Crambidae. The record is from the annotation of a GenBank genome assembly.